AUGGCAAGCAACCGGGGACCCCCUCGCCGCAACGGCGUCAUUGGCUUCUCGAUGAGCGGUGUGUCUGCUCCCAUCAUGCCUUCGACCACCGAGCCGCGCCGCAAUGGACCAAGUGGAGCUACCAACAGAGCUGCUCCUGAGCCUGUUAUGCCCCUGACCACUGGCCCUCGCCGCAACGGCGUCAUUGGCUUCUCGAUGAGCGGUGUCUCUGCUCCCAUCAUGCCUUCGACCACCGAGCCACGCCGCAAUGGACCAAGUGGAGCUACCAACAGAGCUGCUCCUGAGCCUGUUAUGCCCCUGACCACUGGCCCUCGCCGCAACGGCGUCAUUGGCUUCUCGAUGAGUGGUGCUUCUGCCCCCGUCAUGCCUUCGACCACCAACCCUCGCCGCAAUGGACCAAUUGGUUUCCAGAUGGCCGCUCCUCCUGCUACCAUGAGUGGUGCUUCUGCCCCUGUCAUGCCUUUGACCACCAACCCUCGCCGAAAUGGACCAAUUGGUUUCCAGAUGGCCCCUUCCCCCGCUACCAUUGCUUCGACCAACCCCACCAACACGACAAAUAGCCAGGCUCCUCCGCACAGGAACUUCCCCCUGGCGGGCCCCGACACAGCCCAAUCUUCCUUCGGAUACACUGACGUCCGAAUGACCGACAUCGAGCUGGAUCGAUCUGAGACAGCCGUUUCCCAGGCAGUCUCCCAGAGCAACGCCGUAGCCAACUCGGCCCGCAAGUCACAGCGCGAGAUCAACACGCUGACCAGCCAACUCGCGGAUACCGAAUCGGCGCUUGCUCGGCAAGAGAUCGAGAACGACCGCACCCGUUCCCAGGUGGCGGCUCUUCAGGCCAAACUGGCCAACCAGCAGAAGAAAACGACCCGCUUUAUUGAUGUGCACGAAGUUGCAGCAAUCAAUCGGGUCAAUCACCGCCGAGGCACCCAGAUCGAACAGCAAUUCGAGAUCCUCGAGAUGCGUUUGCAGGAACUUGCUGAUGAUCUGGACAAUGCCAAAGGCAAGUCUACCGCCCUCGAGAGUCUGAAGAAGAGACUCUCCGAGGAAUGCAAUGACUGGUUCCAACUGCGCCAAGCAGUGAAUGCUUCCGAGUUUAACAGGCGCCAACAGCAAGUGCGCUUCGCCGAUGGCCAGAGCUUCCUUCAAGAGCUCAUGCGCAAACGGGCGAAGAUGCACAGCAACACUAUGCGGGACACAAGAGGACGCCAGGUUCCCACUGCCGGUCAAUCAAGGACCCAGUCAGCAACCCCCUCUGUGGCUCCCGCAGGUUGCAAAGUUGCGCCCCAAAAACUCGACAACCGCGUUAGAACCAGCAAUGCCCCGACCCCGUACAUUCCCAGUGACCAGCGAAUUCGUUCUCAGUUUGACCUGUCCAACCCCUUCCUGAAGGAGAUGCGAACCCAACAGCCUGAGGUCCGCGGACAACAACAACAGAGCAACGAAUGCCCGCAGCGAUCUGCCAAUGCUAGGGAGAAUGAUUCGGAAUCGAGCCUCUCCGACCUUGAUAGUGAGCUUGAGUCUUCUGACAUCCCCAUGAGAUCUAAGUCUGAAUCUCCCAGUGAGGAUUCUGACGAUGGUCCAUGGGAAGCUCCGGAAUCGGCCCCUUCCGAACUCAGUACUGAGCUUGACGAAUCUGUGGAGUCUUCUGACACUUCCAUGAGAUCUCAGUCCGAACCUCCCAGUGAGGUUUCUGACGAAGGCCCAUGGGAAGCUCCAGAAUCGCCAAGCAACAGCUCCCAAGCUGAAAGUCGUACGGGUCCCAAUGAGGACACAACCCCACGCAAUCACCCCGUGGAAAUGCAACUUUCUUGCGCGGUGUUCUUCGAAGGUGUUCGUCACAUCAAUGAGGAACACCAACGGAACAUCGAAUGCGGCAACCUGACGAAUCACUCCCGCAAACAUCCUAUUGAGAUGGAUUGGGAGUCUGAUCUCGAGUCCCGCUUCCCCCCACGCAAGACAAGCACUUCCGAGGACGUAAUCAUGAUUGACGCUCCCGCUGUGAACAUGAACAAGAUGCUGGUUACGGAUGAGAUGAUGGCAGAUGCACGAUUGGUCACACGAUCGUGCGACAUCAUUCAUCGAAUUACGCGCAACCGUAUCGAGCGCAACCGUAUCCGCUCUUUUGUGCAUGCUCGCAGGGCAGCUCUCAUGAUCAUGCCAGUCCCGAAAAUGCAGACACCGAGUGCGCCCGCUGUUCCCCAGCCGACUCAAUCUGCAUAUCCUGUGACAGAAGAAGUGUCAUUCCAGCCAGAUAUGAGCGUGCCAGCUGUUCCCCAGCCAGCUCAAACUGUCCAGGAGUACACUGAAACUGUUCACCCAUGGAUGACAACCCAGGCAGCUAUGAGCGUGCCAGCUGUUCCUCAGCCAGCUCAAGCCGCUAUGGAGUCUUUCGCGACUGUGCCGAUCGGUGUGACCACCUACGAAGCCAUGAGUGCGCCAGCUGUUCCCCAGCCAACUCAAGCUAUGUGGGAGUCCACCGAGCCCGUCCUGACCCAAGGGGUGCCUUACCACGCAGGUAUGAGUGUGCCAGCUGUUUCGCAGCCAGCUCAAACUGCGUGGGGGUCCAUUGAUACCGUUCUGCCCGAGGAACUGACUACCGAGGCAACAAUGAGUGUGCCAGCUGUUUCUCAGCCAACUCUUGUUCUUUGUGAGCCCGUUGAGACAGUCCCAACCAAGCCGUUGUCCAUCCGAAAGGCCGUGAGUGUGCGAGCUGUUUCUCAGCCAACUCUGGCUCUUUUGAGGCGCGUGAAGACUGUCCCGACCAAGCCAACGCGUAUCCAGAAGGCUUCGAAUGUGCCGGCUGUUUCCAAGCCAAUUCGAGCCAAGAUGGAGUCGCUCGUGCAGGUCCCUCGCAAGUCAGCUAUGAGUGCGCCAGCUGUUGCUCAGCCGACUCAAGCUGAAGAACGGUACGACGCCGUUGAGAGAAUGUCGACCAAGGAAAUGCCAAGCCAGACAGUUUUGAGUGUGCCAGCUGUUUCUAAGCCAACUCGAACUGUUUUGAAGAAGAUGAGCAAGACGGAGUCAGUUUCAUCUGACAAGGUUGUGGGUGCGCCAGCUCCUCGUGAGCCAGUCCCAAACCAGUCUGGUCUCACUUCAUCAAAGGCAAGUGAGAAGUUUUGGAGGGUGCCUGCUGUUUCUGAGCCACCUCCGAACGGAUCAUUUAAGCUCUGGCCGCGCGAGAAGCGCACUGAAAGCCUGCGAGCCCCUGGCGGUUCGCACCUCGAUGUGUUCCCUUCUCAGCACGGGGCAAUGACAUGGUCUCGUUCCAACGACGUGUCCUCUCUCGAGAAGUUGCAAGUCACAGCAACUUCUCAUAUCGAAAAUGCCUCUUCCAUGGUGGCCACCGAUUCCUGUGCGGGGGUUUCGCAAGGUACCAAGAAGGUUGAGGUCGCCAAUGACCCUUCUUGCAGCGCUCAACAGUCUGCAGGAGAACGACAGGGAGAAUUGGGCGGAGAAGAGUCAGCAACUGGUCUUCAAAUGCCAGGAGCUUGGCCUGCCGACCCACCCGUCGUCACUGUGUCUGCUGGGUCAGACAUGCAGAGGGGAUUGGCCGUGUCAAAGGAGUUGAUCUCCACGAUCCGUUCGGUCACCAUCGGUGUCUCACUGCUGGUGCUACUUCUUGUGGUUACCUUUCUCUUCUGGGGAGACCACACUGGACACCUGGUGAUUCCCGAGGGUUCCGAUCGGUUCUUGGAGGUGCUUCGCUCGGAGCAUGGUUUUGAAGUUCCGCUCUUUGAGCGCUUCAUCUAUGUCUUCAUGCGUUGCAUUGCUGGAGACCGGGUUCUGCACGGUUGA
Penicillium paradoxum is the source of this 3798-nucleotide messenger RNA. RefSeq lists its product as uncharacterized. The coding region runs from base 1 to 3798 and encodes 1265 amino acids. Lineage: Eukaryota; Fungi; Ascomycota; Eurotiomycetes; Eurotiales; Aspergillaceae. The transcript has a single exon. The record is from RefSeq and is a predicted model, not a curated record.